This is a messenger RNA of Vicia villosa (hairy vetch), 1388 nucleotides long. Its product is annotated as zinc finger protein WIP2-like. Gene Ontology annotation, molecular function: DNA-binding transcription factor activity. NCBI's taxonomy places the organism in Eukaryota, Viridiplantae, Streptophyta, Magnoliopsida, Fabales, Fabaceae. Gene Ontology annotation, biological process: anatomical structure development; regulation of gene expression. The record is from RefSeq and is a predicted model, not a curated record. The transcript has 2 exons. Gene Ontology annotation, cellular component: nucleus. Bases 46 to 1305 code for a protein of 419 amino acids.
CAUAUACUCUCUCUCUCUCUCUCUUCACCGUCCACUACUUCCUUCAUGAUAUUUGUACUUUCUCUAUCUGUAUGUAUAAAAGUGAAUCCACAUAUUAUCUCACAACUGUUCCUACUCUCUCAUCUCAAAAACACUAUAUACCUUUUCUCUUUUUCUCUUCCAUCAAUGGCAGACCCUUACUCCAAUUUCUUCUCUUCAAAUUUCUUUCAAUUCAACCAUUACCCUUCUUCAAACCCUUCACCCCACCACCACCAUCACAAUCAUCAUCAUCCUAAUUAUCUUCACAACUUCAUCAAUCACACAUCCUUCAACAACACUAACAACAACACUUUUUUCCACUACCAUCACCAUCACCAUCUUCACUCUACUACAUCUUCACCUCCUUCCCCUCCUUUAAAAGAAGCUCUUCCACUUUUGAGCCUAAUCCCUACAAAACAAGAAGAACAUGAAUAUCAUAUUCAUCACCAUCAUCAUCAUGAAGAUGAACCCCUCUCUUUAAUGGAUGUGGAAGAUAAAAAUCACAAAGUAGAUGAAAAGGAUCAUCAAGGUGUCACUGUUGCACUACAUAUAGGGUUACCAAACCCUAGUGCUGCUGAGAUUGCAAAUAUGAUGAUAUCUUCAUCUUCUUCUGAGACUAUGAUCAAUGAAAGAGAUCAACAACAUCAACAUCAACAUCAACAAGAACAACAACAAGGAGAUGUUAUAAGUGAAGAUUCAUCAUCUUAUGAUUUGUUGAGUAGUAAUAGAUCAAUGAACAAGGGUCAAUAUUGGAUCCCUACACCUUCUCAGAUUCUAAUCGGUCCUACACAGUUUUCUUGUCCAGUUUGCUACAAAACCUUCAACAGAUACAAUAACAUGCAGAUGCAUAUGUGGGGACAUGGAUCACAAUACAGAAAAGGACCAGAAUCUCUAAGAGGUACACAACCAACAGGUAUGCUAAGGCUUCCAUGCUACUGUUGUUCACCAGGUUGCAGGAACAACAUUGAUCAUCCGAGAGCGAAACCGUUGAAAGAUUUCAGAACACUUCAAACACAUUACAAGAGGAAACAUGGAAUUAAGCCCUUCAUGUGUAGAAAAUGUAGCAAGGCUUUUGCUGUAAGAGGAGACUGGAGAACUCAUGAGAAGAAUUGUGGGAAGCUUUGGUAUUGUCUUUGUGGUUCUGAUUUUAAGCAUAAGAGAUCACUAAAAGAUCAUAUAAGAGCUUUUGGAAGUGGUCAUGCUGCUUAUGGAAUUGAUCGUUUUGAAGAAGAAGAUGAACCUGCUUCUGAAGUAGAACAAGAUAAUGAGUCCACUCAGACUCAGUAGUAGUAGUAACUUGAAGAACUAUGGUUUUAAAUUUUUAUUAAUUUAAGUUAAUUAUCUUAUGAUCAUAAUGAAUUUGUGAAAAA